UUUCAGAAUGGCCGACAUUCCAAAACGAAUAUUUGAUAUUUGGCAGCAGCCGCUUAAAAUAGAAACGUGCGGGACUGUAAUGGAUAUGUACAAAUUGCAAUGUUCCAAAUGCGAUGAAAAGUUCAACACUGAAAAUUCCUUCGCUAUUCAUAUUGAUGUUUGUCUCAAAAAUGCAGAACGUGACGUACAUUACCAAGUACAUCAACACGCUAAUCGCCUACUUAUGUCUCAAAAUCAUCUGGCUAUGUUUUGUGGGGCUUCCAAUCAGGAAGAGGAUCUUAAAUGUGGACUUUGCAAGGAACAAUUUGAAAACGUACAAGCUUGUAGAAUGCACAUGAGAAGAUGCCGUCGGUUUAAUUAUCAAUUCUCUAAAUUUGCGAACCACACCGGCGCUCUUUUCAACAAUUUGAUGCAUUCAAAUGAGCAACUUGGCACUUUAUUCCAACAAUAUGUUUUGGAUGAGCAUAUCAUAAAAAUCAAAACUGGCAGAUUGUCAAAACCAGCUACAGAAGAGGUGCCAAACAUCGAAUCCGGGAGUGUAUGCUAUGACGAUUUGAAACAGCACUUUGACGAAAAAAAUCAACACUAUUUAGACGAAGUUCGUGAACUUAUCGAUGACAGUUUUAAUCGAUAUCUAAGAAAACGAGAGCUUGAUUCAACUACUGUCGAUGUUGGUUACUCUUUGCCAAACAAACGGAGAAGGGUCGAGGAGGAAGAUGAAGAUGAGGAAGCAGACGAUGAUAAUGGCGAAUCCACUGAUUUGGAAGGUUCUGAUGUGGAUGAAAACCGUGAAGAAAAGGAAUUGAUAGACGAAUCCAAUGAUUCAGAUGAUACCGAAUUUGAAGAGGAGGACGAAUAUGAAACGGAUUACGUAGAAGAUGAGCCGACUUUUGAUGAGGAAACAAUCCCAGAAAACUAUAGGGCUACUAAUUGUUCUAAUGCAUAAGAAGGAGAUUUUGAUAUUUUUUCUCUAUUGAUCUCAAAACAUUUUCACACUAUGUAGCACAUUUUCUACUACAUCUGUGUCAAUUUAUUAAAGUCAACCUUGUGCUACAGGUCUAGUCGUUAUUUUUCUUGGAAAAUUGAUUAUAUAUAUAUACGUAUAUUUCACUGUCGUUGAUCGAAAUUUUGGAAGUAGUCUAUGUGAUUUAAACCUUGAUAUUUUUGGUAUUUCAGUAUACUUCUUAUUUUGUGGGAUUUAUCGAUUUUCGGAAUUCUUUCAAUAAUAAAGUUUUAUGUUUGGUUUAUAAUA
Caenorhabditis elegans is the source of this 1252-nucleotide messenger RNA. It is a transcript of the gene F48F7.5, whose product is annotated as C2H2-type domain-containing protein. NCBI's taxonomy places the organism in Eukaryota, Metazoa, Nematoda, Chromadorea, Rhabditida, Rhabditidae. The transcript has 4 exons. The record is from RefSeq and is marked reviewed. Bases 8 to 946 code for a protein of 312 amino acids.